Elgaria multicarinata webbii is the source of this 7075-nucleotide messenger RNA. RefSeq lists its product as uncharacterized. The transcript has 48 exons. Gene Ontology annotation, molecular function: ubiquitin protein ligase activity. Gene Ontology annotation, cellular component: cytoplasm. Gene Ontology annotation, biological process: protein ubiquitination; ubiquitin-dependent protein catabolic process. The coding region runs from base 69 to 6518 and encodes 2149 amino acids. Lineage: Eukaryota; Metazoa; Chordata; Lepidosauria; Squamata; Anguidae. The record is from RefSeq and is a predicted model, not a curated record.
UAGACGGUGCAAAAAAAGAAAAGAAAAGAAUACGUGAAGAGCGGUUCGGGUUGCAACAGAGCCGCAGCAUGCUGUACUGUUGGGGCGACGGCUCUGACGGCCAGCUAGGGCUGGGCGAGGAAGGCGUCUCCGAGCCGGUCUUUUUCCGUCAGGGUCCCCAAACUCUGCGCCAAGAGGUGAUGCAGGCGGCUUGCGGGGAGCGGCACACGUUGCUGCUUCACGCCGACGGCAGCGUGGUUUCUUGCGGGGACAAUGGCCAGGGGCAGCUGGGCAGACGGCUUCCCUCGGGGCGGCGGCGCUGCUACGUGCCAGAACAAAUCCAAGCAUUGGAAACACAGACUGUUGUCCAUGUAAGCUGUGGGAAGGAACAUUCAUUGGCUGUUUGCAACAGUGGAAAUGUUUUUUCUUGGGGUGCUGGUGCUUUUGGGCAGCUGGGCACCGGAGCAUUUAAAGAAAAUUUCAUUCCAAAGAAAAUAGUUUAUUUAUCCAAAAUAAUACAAAUUGCUUGUGGACACUACCAUUCAGUAGCACUGGCAGAAGAUGGCAGAGUUUUCUCAUGGGGGCAAAACACCCACGGCCAGUUGGGGCUUGGUAAAGGCGACUCUUCCAAAGCACAGCCGCAGCACGUUGCUGCUCUGGAUGGCAUCCCGCUGGCUCAGGUGGCUGCUGGUGGGGCCCAUAGUUUUGCCCUCUCCCUUAGUGGAGUUGUGUACGGAUGGGGAAGGAACCAAGCACGUCAGCUGGGCUUGAGUCAGACUGACCCAAAAGAACAAAUCUUCAAGCCACGCUCAGUAGGUGCUCUGAAGAACCUUGAUGUGACGUAUAUUAGCUGCGGAGAUGAACAUACUGCUGUUCUCACCCAGAACGGCAGCAUCUUCACGUUUGGAGAUAACACUGCUGGACAAUUGGGACAUAGCACUUCAAUUCAAAAGGCCGGUCCUCAAAAAGUUGACUGGAUUGAUGGUCCAGUUUCCCAUCUGGCAUGUGGAAGCUAUCACACUCUUGUUUACAUCUCUGCUUCUGGCCAGCUUAUAUCUUUUGGGCGUGGACCUCUGCAGCACGACAGAAAUGGAACAUCUGAUAGCAAACAGGACGAGACACCAAGAAUUAACAUCAGUGCUCUUGUUUCACCUAGUGACCUAUUCGGCAUCCAAAUAAAACAGAUUUUUGCUGGAACAUAUGUCAACUUUGCCAGAACUUUUCAGACUUCUGCAAAUGCAAGCAAAUCUUCUCAUAUGGAAGCCCUGCCAAAGAUUAGCCGUAUGGACAGGUCGCUGAUUGAGACAUGGAUAUCUACGGGCACUGAAGACCGUCAUAAGGCUCGGAGAGAAAUAGAAGCAAUCUUUUCCUCUCCUCCUUGUUUAACAGCAAGCUUUUUAAGAUCAGGAUCUCCUCUGGAGGGUAGCUGUUGUAUAGCAGUGGAUCUGCAAAAGGCAAGAGAAGCAUUUGUGGAGCUUGCCAAAAGGAAUUGGAUUUCUGAGAUGAUCAUUUCCUGUCUGGUGAAUCACCUGAUUCCUGCUCUCCCGCUGGAUUCUCCUCACCAAGAGGCUUUUUCUGCUUUCCUCCUGCUACCUCAGUGCUUGGAGGCUUUUUCGAGCUUCCCUUCAGGGAAUCUGCAUUACAUGGGGGUGCCUUUUGCAAAAGCCGUUGUCAGACUGAGCAAGCGCUCUUCAGGCAUCCUUGAAAAAUACUGGUCAUUGUUGCCAGACUCAUUUUUAGACCGAAUCGUUCAGAUGCUGAAAAAGGUCGUGUUAUCUCAGGUCGCCAAUUACUACUUUUACCCCCAGUGCCUGGAAUUGAUACCUCCCCUCCAAGUGCUUAAAAGGCUAUAUAAGGUAAACAAGAUGGCAAAUUGCAAGCUCCCAUUGAGCAACUUCUACAUAGAUGAAAUCGGUCAAAGGAUCGAUACCCUUGCCGACUUAACAAACUGGCACGUAUGGAUCGAAAGGGGUGAAGAAGAGCGCUCCAUGUCUUUCUGCCGUUUUCCUUUUGUCUUCAACCUGCUGACCAAGAUCCAAGUCUUUUACCUGAAGCCGUACGUCACACAAGAGAUGAUAAAGUUAGAUGCUAAUUUGAAACGGCUAAAUAACAUUCUGUCGAGAAAUAGUGAUCUUCCAAAGCUUCCUGUUUUUAUUUUGAAAGUCCGACGCCAGAACCUUGUUGAAGACACUUUGCGCAAACUGAGCAGGGUGGAGGACAUCUGCCUGAAAAUGCAGCUGUUAAUUAAAUUUGAAGUAGAGAUGCCCGGAGCUGAAGGUGCAGGCAUUUUGCUGGAGUUCUUUUCAUAUGUGUUUGAGGAGAUGGUGCGGCCAGAGUACAAAAUGUUUGUGUACUGCGAGGACAAUUCCCCAAUGUGGUUCCCUUCCAGGCCUUCAGUAGAGAAGAAUAAAUAUUUCCUCUUUGGAGUCCUGUGCGGGCUUUGCAUGGCCAACAGAGUCACGGCCUACAUUCCUUUCCCGCUUGCUGCCUUUAAAAAACUGCUUAACAAGAAACCCUCCCUCGACGAUUUGAAAGAGCUGAAUCCAGUCAUUGGCAAGAGCUUGCAGGCAGUUCUAGACUAUGAGUAUGACGACAUUGAGGAAAACCUUCAGCAGUGUUACUCUAUAUUCUGGGACGACAUGGAAGUAGAGCUAAUUCUGAAUGGCAGGUCAAUCACUGUGAACAAUAAAAACAAGAAGGAUUUUGUCAACAGGUAUGUGGAUUACGUCUUCAACAAAUCGGUGGAUGAAGUUUUCAAGGAAUUCAGAAGAGGGUUCUACAAAGUCCUUGAUGAACCGGUAGUUGGUUUCUUUGAGCCUCAAGAACUGAUGGAGGCAGCAAUUGGAAAUGCGAAUUACGAUUGGGACUUGUAUGAGAAGAAUACAAAGUACGGUGAAAUGUACAGCGCCACACAUCACUCCAUAAAGAUGUUCUGGAAGGUUUUCCAUGAGCUAACUUUGGCAGACAAAAAAGGCUUUUUGUUAUUUGUUACCGGAAGUGACCGGGUACCUGCCAUGGGAAUGGACGCCUUGAAGUUGGUCAUUCACUCGCACACUUUGCUUACAGAAGAUCAUAUCCCUGAAGCCCAGAUCUGCUAUCAUAUUUUAUUCCUGCCACCUUAUUCAACAAUAGAGAAACUGAAGGAGAAACUUCUGCAGGCUAUUGAGAAUAAUCAGGGCUUUGGGAAAUGGAUUGCGCUCUGCGCACCUGAAAUGUCCUUGCUGCAGCACUGUGACGCCAGGAUAAAUCGGUUCAGGCUUUCAGAUGCCACAAGACUCUUGGUCGGUUUUGCUGCAACGCGAUUUAACCCGGCUGCCCCACCGCCUUUGGAAACGGCCACAGCCUUUGCUAGCCUUAUGAAGGGCCAGCUGCCUACCUACAAGAUGCCCAGGCGGGUCCUCAGAAGUAAGAGGGGCGCUCAGAUGCCCAGAAGUAAGGGGGUCGCUCAGAUGCCCAGAAGUAAAGGGGGUGCUCAGGUGGACCUCCAACCGGACUCGCCACCCUCUUCAACAUCGCACUCCAGAGCCUCGCUGCAGCUGUUCCCCCAGGGGGGGUACCACCCCGGCUUCUCCAGAGAGGACCCCAGAGGCAUCCGCCAGAUCAGCUGCAAAAACGGCUGCCUAGCCAUAGUGAAGACAGACAGGACGGUGGUGGUUUUUGGACGAACAGAGGAGAAGAACGGAGGGUGCCAGAGCCCCACCAGGCGUCCCAAGCACAUCAGAUUAAAGAAGAAGGCCAGGGUGGAUUUACUGGACUGUGAAGAAUCUCAUCUACUUAUUCUUUCAUCAGAAGGGAAACUUUCUGAGCACAGUAUUGCAUCUGGAGGUGUUAAAUCAGAGCCAAGACUGCUGAAAGAACUGGGAGACAGGCGAAUCAUUCAAAUUGCAUGUGGCGACCAUCAUUCCCUGGCACUUUCAAAAGGAGGAGAGCUCUUCGCCUGGGGUCAGAAUGAACAUGGCCAGCUUGGAGUGGGAACCGACUUCAACUCCGUUAAGGAACCGCAGCUGGUGUGUGAGCUUGUAGGCCUUCCUUUGGCCAAGAUUGCAGCUGGAUCAUCUCACAGCCUGGCCCUCUCUGUGUUUGGGGACGUCUAUUCUUGGGGAAAGAAUGAUUUCGGACAACUGGGCCUCGGAGACACAGAAGGGAGAUACAUCCCUACAUGUGUGAAGGCUUUAGAGCAUAAGAUGACAGCGUUCAUUUCAUGUGGCGGAGAGCACACUGCAGUUCUCUCAAAGGACGGACUAGUCUGUACCUUUGGAGCUGGCAGCCACGGACAGCUUGGCCACAACGCGACACGCAACGAGCUCUACCCACGUCUGGUGGCGGAGCUGUUUGGGGCUCGGGUGUCUCAAGUGGCUUGUGGAAGGUGGCACACUCUUGUCUAUGUCCCAGACCUGGGGGAAGUCUACUCUUUCGGCCGAGGAGCAGAAGGGCAGCUUGGACAGGAAGAUAACUGUGACCGACAGAUACCCCUUCCUCUUGGCUUGACUGUGAAUGGCAAACAAUUCAACCGAGGAAGUGCUUCGGAAGAAGAGGUUAAGAUCAUUGCUGGAGAGAACCAAAGUAUUGUGCUGCUUUUAAAGGAAAAGAAUUCGUAUGCAAAUUUAAACCGAACGCUUGCCAGAGUGGAGGAAGAAAAGGUCAGCAAGUGGCUAUCUAACGUGGAUUCAAAAUGCUGGCAGAACAUGGAACAGGAUGUCAACUUGAUCUUCUCAUCAGUGGCUUGCAUCAAUGGAAGCUUUCUGGAAAAGAGUAGUGAGAAACAUUUCAGAACAUCUUGGACAGUUGCAGAUGUGGAUAUGUCAGCUGUGUUUCUUUUCUGUGAGAAGAUCACUGCUAAGCCCAAACUCUUCACAGUGGUGAUAAAUGCUCUUAAGAAGCUCCUGCAGUCUCUCCCUUCAUUUUCUGACUCUUUUGCCUCUCCUGAAAGACUCAGAGUCUUCCUCAUCAUACCCAUCCUCGUACAGAGGCAGGAUAUCAAGUCGGAUUAUCUCCUUAGUCAACUAGCAGAAGCCAUCUGUUGCCUUCCACAGAAAGGCAAGCAAAUUCUUGGAUCUCUGUGGUCUAAUCUAGAGGUCGCCUUCUUCAAAGAUCUAGUGGGCUUGUAUCAAUGGCUCGUCAGUGUCAAGGUAUCUUCUAUUGUAAAACAUCUGAGAUCUUUAGAAGAGCUAGAUCACUUCACUUACCCUCUUCAAGUCCUGCAGAUGCUGUAUGAGGUAAAUUGCAAAAUUGGCUGCAGAAUCCAGGAAAGCAACUUUUAUGUCCAUGAAUUGAAAAAAAUGCUGAGUCCUCCAAGUUUGAAUCACACACAAAAUGAAGAACAACUGAGGAGAAGAAUACUUUCAAAGACAUAUGAAGUAAUGUUGCCUUUGGAGCUACUCACCCAGUUCCCUUGCAUCUUUGAGAUGGAAGCUAAGGUUUUGGCAUUUCAAUGUGAAUGCACCAUGUGGCAUCUCUUAAACGACGUGGAAAUCUUUGAUAUGAUCAGUCUGCUUCACGUGAACAGAGAACAUCUGAUUCAGAAUGCCUGGCAGUAUCUAAGAAGAGCAGAUGCAGAGCAGUUUCAGAAAUUCCUUAAAGUGCAUUUUGUAGGAGAAGCAGGAGUAGAUGAUGGAGGCCUGUCACAAGAAUUCUUUGAAAUCCUCAGAAGGGAACUAUGUGCUCCAAAAACACGGAUAUUCAGGCACUUUGAAGACUCACAACUGAUUUGGUUCUCCAGACAGGUUCCAGCAGAGGAAGACAUAUAUUUUCUAAUCGGGAACCUGUUUGGAAUGGCGCUCUUUAAUUCGAAGAUAGCUGCCUUCCCUUUCCCUCUUGCUCUGUUCAAAAUGAUGGCAAAUAUUCAGCCGACUCUGGAAGAUUUAAAAGAGCUCUCUCCUGCUGAAGGAAGUAAUCUUCAGGCACUUCUGGAUGAACAUUCUGAUGACAUCAUUGAAAGCGCGAUGCUGAAUUUCACAGUAAUAGAAGGACAUGAAGGAUCCAUAGUAGAGAUUGAACUGAAAGAAAAUGGCGCCAAAAUUCCUGUCACUAAGUACAACAGAAAAGAAUACGUUGAUGCUUACGUGAAUUACCUAUUCAAUGAUUCAGUGAAGAAGCAGUUUGGGGAUUUUAUGCAUGGAUUUGAAAGAGGCUGCCCAACUGAAAGGUGGAAAUGCUUCCUUCCCUCUGAGCUCAGACUUGUUCUGUCUGGACAUGCAAAAUACAACUGGGAACAACUAGAAAAGAAUGCCAAGUAUGUCCAUUACAAAAAGUCAGAUGAAACAAUCGAGCAUUUUUGGGCUGUAUUUCAUGACCUUCCAGAGGAAAACAAGAAGGAUUUUCUCGCUUUCCUCACAGGCACCGAUCACAUUCCAGCCCAAGGGAUGGAGACGGUCACAUUCACUAUUCAGGAUUUAAGGAAAGAAGAUCCAGACCUGUGGUGUCCUGAAGCCUCUACUUGCUUUCGAAUCUUGCGCCUGCCCAGAUACACUGACAGAGACGUUCUUGAGAAAAUGCUCCUGCGUGCUCUGGAGUUCAAUGAAAAAUUUGGUCUUUCCUAAAGCCCGGAAGUAGUUUCUGGUUAUACUUAAUCUGAAACUGUGGUCAUUUUCCAUCUAACCCUUCUGCUCACUGAAAAGUUCCCCAACACGAUGUAAUGAUGUCAGAGGAAUCUAUUUGGGGAGGGUGACACUCGACAACAUUUCCUUGGUUCAGCCUCCUGGGCUUUGGUCCACUAAGAAGCUUGAUGCAGUCUGCAUUGAGUCAGGCCAGUUUGUGGAUUUUCCACAUUUAUUAAGUUGUGGAAAUUGAGGUUGAAUUUAGGGCAGGUUUGAGAAACGGAUUUCCCAGUGAUGGACAGCCCUAUUGACACAUGCUUCUCCCAGAGAGAGUAGACCUUUUUGUGUCCCCCCCAGCCAGUGUGGUGUAAUGGCCAGAGUACAUCUGUGGAGAGACCUGGGUUCAAAUCCCACACACACAGACAUGAAGCUCAAUGAAGGACAUUAUUCUCUCCCAGCCUGACCUACCUCACAGGGUUGUUGUGAGGAUAAAAUGUGAAUGGGGCCAUCUGGGCUGCCUCAAGAUCCUUGAAGACAAAUUAAUAUAUUUUCAAACAACA